AUGCUCUUAGAGAAAGGCAACGCGGAGAACCGGUUAUCAAGGUUCCUGAUUCGUCAGAACCGUCGAUUUGCGGUGACCCUGGUUUCACGGUCGUCGAGAAAACUGCGUGGUACUAGCGGGACGUGGUCUAACACAGACUCUAUCGGAAUGCUCGUCAUGGGCGGCAGCGGCACGUCUGGUGCGCUCCGCUUCACUGGGGAGGAGUUCCUCGUGACGACAGGCAUCCACAACUACAAUGUGCAGUGCAACGCCGUCACCGAUCGCGCGCAUGGAGACACGGGCUUGAAGAUCCACAUCGAGUACUAG
This is a messenger RNA of Suillus subaureus, 306 nucleotides long. Its product is annotated as Cytolysin/lectin. The record is from RefSeq and is a predicted model, not a curated record. Lineage: Eukaryota; Fungi; Basidiomycota; Agaricomycetes; Boletales; Suillaceae. The transcript is spliced from 2 exons. The coding region runs from base 1 to 306 and encodes 101 amino acids.